Messenger RNA from Didymosphaeria variabile, 498 nucleotides. RefSeq lists its product as uncharacterized. The record is from RefSeq and is a predicted model, not a curated record. NCBI's taxonomy places the organism in Eukaryota, Fungi, Ascomycota, Dothideomycetes, Pleosporales, Didymosphaeriaceae. The transcript has 2 exons. The coding region runs from base 1 to 498 and encodes 165 amino acids.
AUGUCCGCACCAUUCCGUCGUGUCGUAACCGGCCACAAGGACGGUAAGUCCAAUGUGUUACUCGACGACAAGCUUGAGCUCAAUCCGGGAUUCGCCUCGAACGCCGUCACACUCUGGCUGAACCACCAAUACCCUGCCGAGCUCGCCGACUGCGAUGCCGCUGCAGAAGGCGGCGUCAAGAUCAGCACCAAAGGCUCACUGAUUCGCGUCGUCGAUUUCCCUCCAAAUUCGCAAGGGCAUAAUCACCGCACCAGAACUCUGGACUAUGGUAUAAUCAUGGAUGGAGAGAUCGAACUGGUGCUCGAAGAUGGAUCGAAGACGGUUGUGCGCGCAGGAGAGGUGGUAGUGCAGCAGGCAACAAUGCACCAAUGGAACAACAACACGGAUAAGGCGUGUCGGGUGAUCUUUGUUCUUUUUCCAUCGAAAGCAGCAACAGGCCCUGAUGGAGAAGAGUUGGGUGAUGCGGGUGUUCCCAAGAAGUUUCAAAUGGACGACUAA